UCAGCCCCCCACGGCACCUGACAUGGAGCCACCUGCGUGCGCAGUGACUGACAGCCUGCACUGCUGUCACACAGAGCGGGGGUGACUGCGGGAUGUAGCCGGCACUCGCCUGUCCUCUCUCUGUUCCCACACUCACACACACGCGGACUGCCGCAGCAGCAGCGCAUCCACCAUGCAGAGACCUGGAGCAUUCGGAGACCUCCCCAUAGUCUAGGCCCGGGGCAUAGUAGCGCGCACACAGGGUGCAAGGCAUCGCACACUUUUUAUGUUAUCAGCAAAGUCGGUAUUGUCGUUGUUCGAAAAAUAAUAAAGAUUGACGUUGCGAACAGGAAAAAAAUGCCGGCUCGUUGCUAAGAUUACGGUCAGCUGACCUGGUGUCUCACGUGAUCGGUCGCUGUUGUGUGCGAUGUGUGACUGUGACACAAAGGUGUAAUCCACCAGAUGCUGCCGGCAGCCAGAGGGAAGCAGGAAGUGUCUGUGCAGCGCUCUGCUACUGCUGGAGCUGGGAUGUGGCUAUAAUCCGGGACACUGAUAAUGAAGUAUGGAUACCACCAGGCUGAAAAAUGAUUCGUACAAUGACUACAGCUCCACAGAGGGUAGUCCCAGUGAGGAGAGCUCCCCGGGAAUCCCCAGCAGCAACUCCAGAUGUGGACAGUAUGAAAGGCUUGGAGAACACAGUAGCAGCAGUACGACAUGGUUCCAGACAUUAAUACAUUUAUUGAAAGGGAACAUUGGAACUGGUCUCCUCGGGCUGCCUCUGGCUGUGAAGAAUGCAGGAAUUGUGUUGGGUCCUCUGAGUCUGGUUGCUAUGGGGAUUAUUGCUGUGCAUUGCAUGGACCUCUUGAUAAAGUGUGCCAAUCACAUCUGUCAGAGGAAGCAACUUCCAUUUGUGGACUACGGAGAUGCUGUAAUGUAUGGUAUGGAGGCCACCCCAAGUCAAUGGCUAAGAGCACACUCCAUCUGGGGAAGGUGGAUUAUUGGGUUUUUCCUCAUUCUCACCCAGUUAGGGUUUUGCUGCGUUUACUUUGUGUUCCUGGCUGACAAUAUAAAACAGGUGGUGGAAUCUGCCAAUGGCACCUCUAAUGACUGCAGUUGCAAUAUGACAGUGGUGCAUAGCGAGAGCAUGGAUUCCAGACUGUACAUCUUGUCCUUCCUGCCCUUCCUCAUCCUGCUGGUCUUCAUCAGGAACCUGCGCUACCUAUCCAUCUUCUCUCUGGUCGCCAACCUGGCCAUGAUGGCCAGUGUAGUCAUGAUCUACCAAUAUAUUGGAAGGGAUAUCCCAGAUCCAUCUCAUCUGUCUUAUGCAGCCAGUUGGAGGACCUAUCCUCUCUUCUUCGGAACGGCCAUCUUUGCCUUUGAGGGCAUCGGAGUGAUCUUACCCUUGGAGAAUAAGAUGAAGUUACCACAUCAGUUCCCGAUAGUAUUGUAUGUUGGUAUGGCCAUCGUCACCUCUCUCUACAUUAGCAUGGGCACGCUUGGUUACUUGCGUUUUGGCUCCAGCAUACACGGCAGCAUAACGCUGAAUCUGCCCAACUGUUGGCUGUACCAAGCUGUGAAGUUGAUGUAUUCCUUUGGAAUAUUUAUUACCUUUGCGCUGCAAUUUUAUGUUGCUGCGGAAAUUAUAGUCCCCUCUGCCACUUCCAGAGUGUCUGAUCGCUGGGUUCUAUGGGUGGACCUAUCUGUGAGGACAGGCCUGGUUUGUAUCACAUGUGUUUUGGCAAUCCUAAUCCCUCGUCUGGACAUGGUCAUCUCCCUGGUGGGAUCUGUCAGCAGCAGUGCCCUGGCUCUUAUCAUCCCACCUCUACUGGAGAUUGUCACUUACUACUCGGAAGGCCUUAGCCGUUGGAUCAUAACAAAGGACAUUAUCAUCAGCCUGGUGGGUUUCCUGGGAUUUGUGUUUGGGACAUACGUGACCUUAUAUGAACUCAUUAUUCCAAAUUCGCACCCGAAUAACCCUAAUGCCACACUGUAUGCCAUGCAGUGAAGCACCUGUUCUAGGAGCUAACCCUAACCUGCUCGGUACUUGGAGAACUAAAGUUCAGAAUGUUCGAUCUCUGUAUUUAUACUGUCACCUCAUCUCUUUAUUGACGAAUGUAACUAUCUAGCUGCCAAAUUAUGUCAUGUACAACACAUGAAAACUUACAAAGGAAAAAGCAAUUACAGCCAUAUAAAAACACUGAUUUUGUUUUGCACGUUUACAGGUGUUGUGAAAAUAUUCCAUUGGUCUCUACCACAAACACAACUAACAUUUCGGCAUCCUUUCCUAAAACUAUGUUUACAGAAUUUCUUUUUCAGUACCGAUCCUGAACACAUAAGGGGAUAUCUAUCAAGCCUUUGACAGAAAGUGGGGUAGGUGCCCAAAGCAGCCAAUCAGCUGCUGUCAAUUUCAUGUGCUAGAUAAAUGGCAUGUAUAAGUUGAUUAGUUGCUUUGAGUAGCUUCUCCACUUUAUCUCCCUUCAAGGCUUGAUACAUCUCCCCCAUAAUCCUCUAAUCCUGUAUAGCCAUGGUCUUCUCAAACCCAGUCGUCAAUAAUUACAGACCACUGUUCUUUGAUUUAAUGGAUGGGUUAGCCAUUUUAUUUAUAUAUAGUUAGAGCUAAAGUAUGAUACACCCUACUGGAGCUCCUCUGAUAUAACUAUCCAACAGAUCUUCCCUCCUGCUGUCCCUUCUUUUCUGAGUGGCCAUGAGGUCCAUGACAAUAAUGCAUCACUUUCAGAGAAUCUGGCACCAAGCAGAACAUAACGUAUCCUGCCCAGGCCUUUUAAAAUGACUUGAGUUUAAUACCUAUAACUUGAACUCUAUAGAUCUCAUGUGCUAUUGAAACGCCACCUGCAUUGUGUGUGCAGUUGUUCGCGUUGACCUUAUUAUGAAAUAAAUAAUUGGCUCGGUGGUUCUGCAUGGACCUAUCACAUACCUGUUUUUACUUUUCAUCUUAGGUUGCAUCGUUAUUGGACAUGGAAAAAAAGGGAUUAAUUCAAAAACACACAAUACAAACAAGGUAGCUUAACUCAGGCAAAAUAAAACAAUUAGAAGUCAACCCUUGCUCUUUGCGUAUUAAAGUGAUGUAGUUAUGUGUAAACAAUUUUCUGAGAUUCAGCAAGUUAAAGCUUUGAGUUUUUAGCACAUCCUGUAAUGCAUUUCCGAGGAGAUGGGAUAUUACUUAGAAUGUCCGCUUUACCUCCUAUUCCAGUGGUUUCCAAACUUUUUUGAAUCACGGCGCCCUAGAAUAUCAGAAUUUUUUUCACGGCACCCCUAGGCCAAAAAUUUCUUAUUGAGAAAUUUAGAAAGAAAUAUUACAUUAAGUAGAUCGCGUUUAUAUGUCAUCCUUAGGGUCAGUUAUGUGGUGAGGGACAAGAUUUGCUUCUGUUUGGCCACAUAUUUUAUGACUGGCAGCCACCAGCACUGGUUUUGCCUAUUAUAUUGACCAUGAAUAAUUUGAAUUGGUCCUGGACCACCAACCCAGGGCACCCCUGCAAGUGUCCCGAGGCACCCCAGGAAGCCAUGGCACACAGUUUGGGAACCUCUGUCCUAUUCUGUUAUUCCCCUAUAUAUUGUAAACUUUGGAGCAGUGCUCUUGCUUCUGUCUAUAAGUGCUUAAUCUCGAUUUAUUAAUGCCUGUGCAAUUCCCAAUUGUAAGAGCGUCAUAAUAUGGUGGCGCUAUAUAAAUAAAUGUUAAAGAAUAAGUUUACUAAAUGAUACAGGAAUACAUGGGAACAGCUGUGAUAUAAAUGUUUACAGCGGGUGUGAUGUUAUAGUCCAGGAUUUUUUUUUCAAUAAUACAUUUUUAUUGAGUGAUGUGGUACAAUAUGGGGGUAAAAAAAAAUCGAAAAGGGACAGUGGGUGGGGUAAAAGGGGGAGGGUAAGGAAAAGACAGGAGACACUAAUGCAUAAUAACAGACAAAAUAGAGUAUAUUAUUCAUGGGAAAACAAUAGGUCAGGAUAAAAACCUUGAGCAUAAUUAGAAAAAAUAGCAUGUUCUAGAAAUAAGCAGUAGCCCCUCAGGUAGCAGAUGCAGCUUCUAGAGUUUCAUUCAAGUUGAGUGGAUGGAAGAGGCAGUUUGAGGCCUAGUCUUUGGGAGGACCGCCCUUACCGUCCGUUGCAUAGGAAGUAGGCGGAGCCUGAGCAGCCAGCCAGAAGCCACAAGAUGGCCACCCGAGUCAGCAGCACUGCAGUCAGGGACAUGCAGGCGACGGCCAAAUGGUAUUAGUUCCCUCAGCGCACUGCACCCCAAGACACUGACUGGUAUUCCCUUGCCCUCCCUCCCCCAUACUGGUGCACGCCUUUGCACACUGUGUUGCUGCACUUGAAUAAAAUGAAAUAUUUUUUUUCCCUAAAUUACAGGGGGUGCCCCAUUAUUAUGUACCCUAUUACCCAUGUGUAGCUCUUACAUUACCUGCUCUGCAGCAUGACAACAGAUUCGAUGCGUUGAUUAUUUUAUUGGCUAAUUAGCUAAUUUACACGAUAGCGAGAUGGUUCACAGCCUAUGUUACUCAGUUCUCGAGGAACAUUUCAGUGAAAUCCUUGAUCAAAAUCAGUUCAGUAGAUGUCUAGUUGAUCACGAACAUACAUACAAAUGAACAAUUUUAUUACUAGGAUAUACUUUUAUAUAAAUUAUAUACAGCAGUUUACACUAAAUACUGUAUAGUUAGGUAAUAAAGUGAAUACGUAUUGUGUUUAUAUUUAGGGAUUAAAGGAUAUAGAACCACUUAUAAAUGACACAGUCUGAAACGCCUUUGUGGAUUUUAUAAAACACAAGAAAUGGGUAGCUGGUUAUUACUACCUGUUACUAUCUUACUAAGAUGGUGUUUGAGUUUGUGCAGAGCAGAGAAUGGCUUUAGGUAACCUUUGUACUGACAUGUAUAUCAGACUAGUUACCAGCCCAUCAAAAUUACAGAGCUACAUAACAGUAAUGUCAGCACCGGCGGCUGUGCAUGGCCGCCGACGUGCAAAACACUUGAAUUCCCCCCAUAGAAAUGAGGAGCAACGUAGGAUUGUAUUUUUCCUAGGAUGUAAGUGAUUAAUGCCAGUGGCACUUGUAACAAAGUUGCAUUGAUGCAUGGUACUACUGUCCAGUGGUAACUAGGGAGUAAUGGAUAGACUAGAUCACUUUUACAUUGACAAGCUAAUUUCGGAGUUUCCAAAUCAAUUGAUAGAAUAUCAACAUUUUUCCAUUCACUACAUUUGAGUCUCAGCACUUCAACAACUGCACUUUUUACAGCACUCUUAUCCCAGUAGGAACAUGGCUUCUGCUGGGAAUCUGGUAGUACAGAUGUAGCGUUGCUCAUUCAUCCUGCGAUGUGUACGCAUUGCUAUACAUCUCUAAGUAAGGUGUGCCACACGCUCCGUUUGGAAACAUUAGCAUUAUCAUUUUCCAUACAGAUAUAAGUGCCAACAUACACAAUAAUUUUGAUUUUUUUUUUAUUUAUUUUUUUGCAGUGAAAUGCGUCCGUUUUAUUGAUUAGUUUUUUUGUUGUUUUUUUUAAGCUACCAUAUGACACAUGAAACGGAGAGUUUCUCAGCAGAUAAGAACCACUUGACCCAUCUAGUCUACCCAUGUCCAUACACACUAGAGUUCAUUUUAUUUAAUUUUUUUGGGUGCCAAUUAACCUACCAGUAUAUUUUUUAGACUCUGGGAGGAAACCGGAGUACCUGGAGGAAACCCAUGUAAGCACAGGGAGAAUAUACAAACUCCACACAGUUGCAGAAUCGAAACCAUGACCAUAAGUGCUAUGAGGCAGUAAUGCUCACCAUUUCACCAUCCGUAAUGCAACUUAUACAUUUUUACAUGGGCCGCUGACUCUGAUAUCCAGUCAGCACCUACAUUACAUUUCCGCCCCAUUGUAAUCUAGUGUAAUUUAGUGUUCUGACCUCCCUAUCAUGACAGUCUUUUAUUUGGUGUGAUUGUUUCCUAUUAAAAUUGCCACCACACACAUCUAAAAAAAAAGUGAAAUAUGAAGCAUCCUGUAUUCCUGGACAGUGUUAUGCCUAGCUAGUAACUCUCCAUUUGACUUGAUGGGGGUAAUUCAGACCCAUGUAAUGUUCACCAGAGGACAUCGGGCCUAAUUCAGACCUGAUCGUAGCAGCAUUUUGUGCGUAGUUGGGCAAAACCAUGUGCACUGCAGGGGAGGCAGAUAUAACAUGUGCAGAGAGAGUUAGAUUUGGGUCGGGUGUGUUCAAACUGAAAUCUAACUUGCAGUGUAAAAAUAAAGCAGCCAGUAUUUAUCCUGCACAGAAACAAUAUAACCCACCCAAAUCUAACUCUCUCUGCAAAUGUUAUAUCUGCCUCCCCUGCAGUGCACAUGGUUUUGCCCAUCUGCUAACAAAAUUGCUGCUGCGAUCAGGUCUGAAUUAGGCCCGAUGUCCUCUGGUGAACAUUACAUGGGUUUCAAGUCUAAGGGGCAUAUUCAAUAGAUUCAAUGAGCGUAUUUUAAAGUCGGAUUGACAUUGUCGGAACCGGGGCCAAAACCUGUCUGAUUUGCCAACGGGAUCCAACAAAACACAUUGAUUCGCCGAUCCACGUCGGAAUCCCUGACUUGUUGGAAAAGCCUAGGCAGCAUUGAAUAGGUCGGAACCCCUUCCGACCUAAAAAAGUCGUAAAAAGUGCCGUCUUUCCGACAAGACAGCGGUUUCUGACUUCAGUUGAAUACCCCCCUAAGUAAUGGUUUAAGUGGGUCUAUGCUGCACAGGACAGAUCUACAUGCCUGAACACUUGCACAUAACUUUUAUCGGCACGAGGUCUAAAAGGGAUAACGUUUAUUGACAGCUGUCAGUCCUAACACAAUAUCCAUAGCAAACCAAAUAGGAUGAGAAUCUUUUCACUAAAGAAUUAUGUGUAGUUCUACAGUAUACCCAACAUUACAGCAUAGGGAUAUAUUCCCGCAGCCAUCUUAAUGGCGAUCUAGGAUUUGUAUAUAUGGUUCAUAUACUCAGAUUAAAGGGUAAUUCAACCUGAAAUUGAUAAUUGGAAUUUCCUACAGCCUACUCCUAAAAGGGCUCCCUGACGUCUUGUGCCUUCUUACUGCUGCUCUCAUGUUACCACUGACCGUAUAUUGGGCUUGAUUCAUGGUCGUAAGUAAAGUUAAACAAAAAGCACGUAACUUUGUGUCUGGACAAACCAUGUUGCCAUACAAGGGGAGCAAAUACAUUUACAUUUUUUUCUGUGCAGGGUAAAUACGGGCUGCUUUUGCAUGUAGUCCACAAAUGUAGAUUUCAGUUUGAACACACCCCACCCAAAGCUAACUCUGCACCUAAUACAUCUGCCCCAGCUGCACUGCAGCAUGGUUUUGCCCAAUUGGUUGCUUUUUUUGCUUUACUUACAAGCAUGCAUCAGGCCCAUUGUUUGCCAGGCAAAUAGAUCAGAGCGUGUGGCAGAUCUAGAUGGACUAUCCUCACUCCUGCAAGACCUCAGACGGAAGCCUGAAAAUGGUAGCAUGUGCACAUAUUAACUUGUCAUUGGCAAGACGGCAUUGGGAUCUGCUUAAACACAAUUUAAUUUGAUUAGACCUGGCAUGCAUUUAGGGUAUGACACCAAACUAGAAAUUCAGGAACUAUCCUUUAAGAAUAACUGGAGAUUAUUUGAAAGAGUGUUGGGUUCCUACUGUGACCAGUAAUGUCUAGUCCCACCUCUGCUCAUUGUAUAAGUACUGUAUGUGUGGGAGGUUUAUAGAGUCUACAGGACAAUUUAAAGAAUGUACCAGAAAUCUAAGUUUACAUACCUUCUGUGUUGGUGUAUAUUUGCACAAUAUCCCAUGUCUGCUGGGAAUAACUACUACUAUUCGUGUAGAAUUAAUGGCAUUAAUUACAUGUUAGUGACCUCUGAAAUGUUUUUAAAAAACUGCUACCUCCGAGCGUGAGUCUUGGAUAUACAGGUUAGUUGUGUAACGUGUAUGUAUGUUUCAUACUGUCAUUUGACUUGUGUAUAGUGUGACAUUGAAGCACUGUACUUAUGCUUUGUAAUUGGACAUUGUCUGUAUUGGCACUUUACUAAAUAAAUUAUCUGGUUGUAAUAGAAAA
This is a messenger RNA of Pseudophryne corroboree (corroboree frog), 8013 nucleotides long. Its product is annotated as proton-coupled amino acid transporter 1-like. The coding region runs from base 542 to 1984 and encodes 480 amino acids. The record is from RefSeq and is a predicted model, not a curated record. The transcript has 11 exons. Gene Ontology annotation, molecular function: amino acid:proton symporter activity; L-proline transmembrane transporter activity; L-alanine transmembrane transporter activity. Lineage: Eukaryota; Metazoa; Chordata; Amphibia; Anura; Myobatrachidae. Gene Ontology annotation, biological process: proline transmembrane transport; proton transmembrane transport; L-alanine transport.